UUGGGGACGAGCGGCGGCGGCACGGGGCAUGAAGUUGGGUGCGCGCGGGUCUCGGAGCGGAGGCGCGGCACAGUCGGGAGCCGCCCGGGUCUAGAGCCCGCUCGGUGCGCCAUGGAGCUCGGGGGCCCCGGGGCGCCGCCGCCGCUGCUGCUACUGCCGCUACUGCUGCUCUUAGGGGCCGGCCUCUUGCCUGCUAGCAGCCACAUAGAGACCCGGGCCCAUGCGGAGGAGCGGCUCCUGAAGAGACUCUUCUCUGGCUACAACAAGUGGUCCCGGCCAGUAGCCAAUAUCUCAGAUGUGGUCCUUGUCCGCUUUGGCUUGUCCAUUGCUCAGCUCAUUGAUGUGGAUGAGAAGAACCAGAUGAUGACGACAAAUGUGUGGGUGAAGCAGGAGUGGCAUGACUACAAGCUACGCUGGGACCCUGGUGACUACGAGAAUGUUACCUCCAUCCGCAUCCCCUCUGAGCUCAUCUGGAGGCCCGACAUCGUCCUCUACAACAAUGCGGACGGGGACUUUGCAGUCACCCACCUGACCAAAGCCCACCUGUUCUAUGAUGGGCGGGUACAGUGGACACCCCCGGCCAUCUAUAAGAGCUCCUGCAGCAUUGAUGUCACCUUCUUCCCCUUCGACCAGCAGAACUGCACCAUGAAGUUCGGGUCCUGGACCUAUGACAAGGCCAAGAUUGACUUGGUGAGCAUGCACAGCCGCGUGGACCAGCUGGACUUCUGGGAAAGUGGGGAGUGGGUCAUUGUGGAUGCCGUGGGCACCUACAACACCAGGAAGUACGAAUGCUGCGCGGAGGUCUACCCUGACAUCACCUAUGCCUUCAUCAUCCGCCGGCUGCCACUGUUCUACACCAUCAACCUCAUCAUCCCGUGCCUGCUCAUCUCCUGCCUCACCGUGCUGGUCUUCUACCUUCCGUCCGAGUGCGGUGAGAAGGUCACACUGUGCAUCUCGGUGCUGCUCUCGCUCACCGUCUUCCUGCUGCUCAUCACCGAGAUCAUCCCUUCCACCUCGCUGGUCAUCCCACUCAUCGGCGAGUACCUGCUCUUCACCAUGAUCUUUGUCACCCUCUCCAUUGUCAUCACGGUCUUUGUGCUCAACGUCCACCACCGCUCACCACGCACGCAUACCAUGCCUGCCUGGGUGCGCAGGGUCUUCCUGGACAUCGUGCCUCGCCUCCUCUUCAUGAAGCGCCCGUCCGUGGUCAAGGACAACUGCCGGAGACUUAUCGAGUCCAUGCACAAGAUGGCCAAUGCCCCCCGUUUCUGGCCAGAGCCUGAGAAUGAGCCUGGCAUCUUGAGUGACAUCUGCAACCAAGGCCUGCCACCUGCCCCGUCUUUCUGCAACCCCAUGGACACACCAGUGGAGACCCAGCCUGCAUGCAAGUCACCCUCCCACAAGGUCCCUGAUUUGCAGACAACAGAGGUUGAGAAGUCCAGUCCCUGUCCAUCACCUGGCCCCUGUCACCCACCCAACAGUACUGGGGUGCCAAUACUCACCAAAGCCAGGUCCCUGAGUGUCCAGCAUGUGCCCAGCUCCCAAGAAGCAGUAGAGGGUGGUAUCCGCUGCCGGUCUCGGAGUAUCCAGUACUGUGUGUCCCGAGAUGGGGCUGCCUCCCUGGCUGACAGCCAGCCAACUGGCUCCCCAGCCUCCCUGAAGGCCCGUCCAUCCCAGCUCCCACCGUCAGACAAGGCUUCUCCAUGCAAAUGCACCUGUAAGGAACCAUCUCCUGUGUCCCCAGUCACUGUGCUCAAGGCCCGAGGUACCAAAGCACCUCCCCAGCACCUGCCCCUGUCACCAGCCCUGACUCGGGCAGUAGAGGGUGUUCAGUACAUUGCCGACCACCUCAAGGCAGAAGACACAGAUUUUUCGGUGAAAGAGGACUGGAAGUACGUGGCCAUGGUCAUUGACCGAAUCUUCCUCUGGAUGUUCAUCAUUGUCUGCCUACUGGGCACUGUGGGCCUCUUCCUGCCUCCCUGGUUGGCUGGUAUGAUCUAGGGACUUGGCAGAGGACAGGCCUGCUUGGUCCAGCUCCAGGACUCUGUAGGACCAUGCUACUUGUCAGUUAUUCCUAACUUCCAAACCUACUGUGAGACACCUAGGAGAGAGAUGCUGCUUCUUGGGAGCUGGAAGAUGGCCCUGAUUCUAGUCAGGCCAUGGACCUGGUUGGGGAUAAAUGAGGGCUGAUACAGUUGCAGGCCGAGUCCCCCCCCUCCCAUUAAAGUUUCUCCACAGCAAGUGACAGUCAUCCCCUGGCCUACAGACAGCAUACACCCAGCUGUGUCUUAGAGAAUGACCCAGUGUUGGUCUCUGUUGUCCUAUGAGGCCACAAGAAUCCAUCCCCUUCAGCACCAAGAGCCCCCCAUCCAGUGGGAAUCAUCAGACUCAGGAAACUCCCACUGUGCCUCUGCUGGCCAACCCCCUCCCCUACCGUGACAGGCUCCCUCAACCCUCCAGGCUGGCCUGCUCUCUGACUCGUAGGUGGUUCUUUUUUGUUUAGAUUGAGGUGAAUUGGGAAAAAGCAGAGCACUGUGCUAUGUGGGUGGGUCCUAGAACUAGAGCUAGUGUAGGCCCUCACAGCGAGACUGAAGGUGCCAUGGGAGCCCUGCAUCCACCUCAGGGUCACAGGGCUCUGUGGUGAGCACUUCCUAGGGACGAGAAACCCCAGGAGGGCAAGAGCAUUGGGAGUCUCAGGGUUGUGAUGGUGCCAAAUUAUGUCCAGGUCCUUGGGCUGUAGUCCCCUCAUGGAUCUUUCUUGAUAUCUCUGUAUGUUUCUGUAUACCUCUCUGGGAUUAAAAGACUGAAGGUAAGACUUCUCA
This is a messenger RNA of Psammomys obesus (fat sand rat), 2822 nucleotides long. It is a transcript of the gene Chrna4, whose product is annotated as cholinergic receptor nicotinic alpha 4 subunit. The transcript is spliced from 6 exons. NCBI's taxonomy places the organism in Eukaryota, Metazoa, Chordata, Mammalia, Rodentia, Muridae. Gene Ontology annotation, biological process: nervous system process; signal transduction; regulation of membrane potential. Gene Ontology annotation, molecular function: acetylcholine-gated monoatomic cation-selective channel activity; transmembrane signaling receptor activity. Bases 112 to 2001 code for a protein of 629 amino acids. Gene Ontology annotation, cellular component: synapse; postsynaptic membrane; neuron projection. The record is from RefSeq and is a predicted model, not a curated record.